UGUCACCAACGUGUCGCCCGAACGCAAACACAACCUGAGUGUCGCCUUCAAAUAUGGAUAAAAUAGCCAUUUUACACACUUUUAUGUGCUAUGCUAUGACUGUUGGUGUACGCAGUGAAAUGGUACAACUUAGAGUGAUAAAUGAGAUGCCGAAUAACGGCUACAGUAAUCUGAACGGACUUGAUGCUAAACCAGAAGAAAAACUACAAGCAAGAAUGAAACCUGCAAAUGUAUCAGGGCCAGACCACUUGUAUCACCUGGAUGGAAAAUGCUUCAAGUACAGGGAUUUGAAAUAUGAAUACAUAUUCUGCCCAUUUAACAACAUUACUCAGGAAGAUAUUCAAGCAUUUUAUGAACCGUAUAAAGGAGUAUUAGGGAUAUGGUUGGAUUGGGAAAUAAAAGACAACAAAUUUGCCGCCAUGAGAAUGGUUGAAGGAAGCUCCUGUGGUAUGCAUAACCACAGAACCACAAAGGUUGAAAUAGUAUGUGGAGUUCGUUCAGAAUUAGUUUCGGUUUCUGAACCUGAGAAAUGCAGGUACUCAGCAAAAUUUCUGACUCCAGAAGUUUGUGGAGCAAAUGCUAUGGUGGUGUAUCCAAGGCUAUCAAGUGAACUGAGACAUCAGUGGGAUGUGCUGGAAACAGAUAGAAGUUAUGGAGACAUAACAGAAAAGGGUUACCAGAAAGAGCUUGACAGAAUUAUGAUGGCUGCAGGCUAUGUAGUUUCUCCAGGAGUGCAGUCAUCUCUUCUGGAAAAAGCUUCUGCAGAAAAGAAGAAGUCAUGUAAAGAUGAAUUAGAGGAAGCAAGACAGCGUAUCAAUGAACUUGAAGAAGAAUUGAGAAUGAAGGAAGAAAUUAUUGUAGAACUUGAGGGAAAAGUCAACUCGUAGGACUAAAGUUAGAUGAGAUAUAUAUUUAUUAGAAAAUAUGGAGAAAGCGUAUUUUUGGGGGUUGUUCCUUCAUCAUAAUAGCAAAAACUGAUCGUAUUUCCAAUAUGAAGUAACAUAUUUGGGACUCAGUCAAAUGGCAUAAUAUUAAACAUAAGGCCUUUUUAGUAACAUUUCCAAAACCUCUAACAAUCUGAUACACUUUGACACAUGUUCGCCCUUUAGGCGCACAUUACUGGAACCUGUUAUUGGUAUGUAUCAGUGUAUGCCUCUACCUUGACACAGUUUGAUACACUCCAGUCAGAGUGUGAUAAUUUUCAGCUAUAUUUCACUUAGUCUCAGAUAGGAAUUCAUAUUUUCAUUAAUGAGGAAUUGCAUCAUAAGUUUCUAGAUAAAACUUUUUAUUGUAAAGGUGUAUAAAAUGUUUCUGUGCUUUUUAACAGUGCAUCAAAUAUGAAUAUAGGAUAAAAAUUGAAGUCAAUCAUGAUGGUGUGACAUGGUAAAAAUUUCCGUGUAAAAGUCAUAUGACGUGGUAUUGACCUCAGCGGAUGAAUGUCUUCAAAGUUAUUCUCUCCUUGUAUGAUAUAACCUUACAGGCUCAAAAAUAUCAAAGGAAAUUCUGAGUAUCUUGAUUUGUUGAUAUAAUUCAAUUAAUAACUCAUGUAAAUGUCUGUGAUGAUUUGAAUUAUCUGAUUUGGACACGGAGCUCACCCACGAUGGAUGUGAUAAGAUGCAAAACCUUAAGCAACUUUCAAAAAAAAAAAAAAAAAAGGUUUCACUGGAUCUCAGAAAAACAUUUAAAAGUUUCCAUAGGCUAUGGAAACAAUAAAAGUGGUUUUCUAUUGAUUUUUUAUGUGACAUAGAAAAUAAUAACUCCUUUUUAAAAUUUUUUGUAUGUUAGUAUAAACUUUAAUGAUAUCAUGUUUUGUAGCGAUCAUGAUUCAACGUGAAACAAUGUAUCAAAAUGUUAGGGGUUCUGGGAUACUACAAAAAAGGCCUAUAGUAACGUCUUUCAGGAUUUUUAUUUAUGGUUGUAGCAAUACAGACUUACCUUACAUUCCUGUUUAUUUAUGUAAUCAUUUUAAAGAUUUUAUAGAGGGGAUAUUAUUGUGAAAAAAGUCUUUAUGAGCAUAAUUAAGUGGAAAGAGUCAGUAAUAGUGAAGUGCACUUAUCUCCAUGAAUUAAUUGCUCUUUUUUUAAUGAUGAUAAUAGAAUGUUUGUAUUAUUUACUUGUGUGUUGUGAGAAUAUGGUUUUAUUGUUUCUGAAGAUUAGCAGUUUUCAGUUAAUUGUUAAAAUUCUAGUCAUUUGUUAAAGAAGAAGAAUUACUUCAUAUC
Molecule: messenger RNA, 2219 nt
Organism: Penaeus monodon (black tiger shrimp)
Lineage: Eukaryota; Metazoa; Arthropoda; Malacostraca; Decapoda; Penaeidae
Product: N-acetylglucosamine-1-phosphotransferase subunit gamma-like
Exons: 8
Coding region: 54-887 (277 amino acids)
Cellular component (GO): Golgi apparatus
Source: RefSeq, a predicted model, not a curated record